UUCCUUUAAUGGAACGCCAACAAAGAUCUGGAGUGUUGGUUUAUGGUCAUAGUUUCUCCCCAGGGAUCAACUAUGUUGCAAUUGAAAUAGUUGAUGGAGAAUUGAUGGCUUCUAUUAAUUUUGGCUACAAGGCUCUUAAUUAUCACUUUAAUGAGACUAACGUCAAUGGCAACAGUUGGUAUGAAGUUAAAUUACAACAUGAAGCAACACAAGUUACUGCUAGCCUCACUCGAUCAAUCGAUGGUGUUUGGUACACGAUAGACAACACUCUUCCCCAGUUAAAUUAUCUGAACCUUGGUGAGACGGUGUACGUUGGAGGAGGACCAGUCCUCAAGUGCUAUGUAAGUAGGACCUACUUGCUUGUUUAAUAGGUUUAGUGUUUUUCAUUAAAAUCAAAUGAUAUUUAUAAUAUUUGAUAUAAUAUUUAUAACGCCUGUGAUGCACCAUUUACGUUGAAUAAGCCACAGUACUUGUGAGAGCUAUG
Messenger RNA from Anneissia japonica, 484 nucleotides. Its product is annotated as neurexin-3-like. The record is from RefSeq and is a predicted model, not a curated record. Lineage: Eukaryota; Metazoa; Echinodermata; Crinoidea; Comatulida; Comatulidae. The transcript has 2 exons. The coding region runs from base 9 to 368 and encodes 119 amino acids.